This is a messenger RNA of Camarhynchus parvulus, 1808 nucleotides long. RefSeq names its product shisa family member 8 (gene SHISA8). Gene Ontology annotation, cellular component: dendritic spine membrane; AMPA glutamate receptor complex; postsynaptic membrane. Lineage: Eukaryota; Metazoa; Chordata; Aves; Passeriformes; Thraupidae. Bases 217 to 1344 code for a protein of 375 amino acids. The record is from RefSeq and is a predicted model, not a curated record. The transcript has 4 exons. Gene Ontology annotation, biological process: regulation of AMPA receptor activity; regulation of short-term neuronal synaptic plasticity.
CUCUGAAUCUCUGCCUGUCGGCCGAUCUGGGGAGAAACGGGGACGCGGUACGUCCCCUCGCACUUUUAUUUUUCACUCACUUCUUUUUUUCUACCCUUUUUUGCCUUCCCUCCAUUACGCCCCCCUUCUCCCCAGCCCGUUUCUCCUCCAUCGGGGCUCUUCGGCGGCCAUGCGGCCAGUCCCGGGCGAGCGGCUCUAACUCGUCUCCUCGCCCGGAUGGCCCCCCGGAGCCGCGGGCGCAUGGAGCCGAGCUACGUCGUGGGUAUCUGCUGCCUGGUGCUGCUGGAGCCGGGCCGGGUGUGGAGCGGCGAGCCCAGCACCGGGGGGCCCGGGGAGAGCGGGAACAGCAGUCAGGCUCCGCCGCCGGAGACCACGGUCCCCGCGCCCACCGGAGUAGCACCACCGGGAGGGGACCGCUGCCGCGGGUACUACGACGUGAUGGGGCAGUGGGACCCGCCGUUCAACUGCAACGCCGGCAUCUACCAGUACUGCUGCGGGACCUGCGGGUACCGCUUCUGCUGCCAGUUCAAGCCUGGGCGGCUGGACCAGAGCGGCUGCUCCAACUACGACACCCCCAACUGGGUCAACACGGGCCAGCCGCCUGCCCGCGUGGACGAGACCCCCGAGGACCCCACUCGUGACAAGACCAACAUGAUCGUCUACAUCAUCUGCGGUGUGGUGGCCAUCAUGGUGCUGGUGGGCAUCUUCACCAAGCUGGGCCUGGAGAAGGCACAGGGUCCCCAGACAGAGAUGACCGUCUCCAGGACACUGACAGAUCUGCUGAAGCAGCCAGGCCAUAGCCCCUCUGAGAACAUGGACAGCCUCAUGGGGGGUGUGCAGGUCCCGCUGAGUGAGGGGCUGGCUCGGGGCCCCCCCAGAAACAGCACAGACAAGCCACCCUUGAAUAACGCAGUGGCCAUUGCCCCCUCACUGGGGCGGCCCCACAGCCAUGGCAAGCGCCUGCCUCUGGCCAGCAGCCUGGCUCUGUCAGCCCCGGACUACACUUCCUACACCACCCUCAAGGUUGGAGAGAGCGCCACCGAGGACUUCUACAAGCGGUUCGGGGGGCUGGAGCCACCCCCCGCCAGUACACUGACCUUCCCAGCCGAGACCCCCGUGCUGGCCGAGGGCUGCCCCCUGCCCAAGGCCAAGGGCCCCAAGGUGCCAGGGGGUCUGGCCUUCCCGGGGGGCUGGGAGGGCGGCCCCCAUCGCGGCCCCCGCCGGCCGGGCCUGGCCCCCCUGCGCCCUGAGGGGCCACCCGAGGCCUUCGGCCCCUCCGCCUCGCUGUACGGGCAGCACUCUCGGCACCUGGCCACCAACAGCAAGACCGAGGUCACCGUCUGACGGCCAGUGCCAGCGGGGACUGGGGCUGCCCCUCACGAGGGAGCUGCGGCCAUCGGAGGCAGCCCACCGGAGGAGGAGAACACCACAGGACUUACACCGCGACGCUGGCCAGAGCGGGAGACGCGCCGUCCUUCCUGGCCCCAGGGAUGGGCACUGCCAGCUGCACUUCACCAUCGAGGAGGCACUGGGGACUCAGCCGGACAAGUUUCAGGCGUUCUCAGCUCACGUCCGGAAGAGGCUGAGCCAGGGACACACUGGCCAUACCCUGCUCAGGGGAUGGGGGCCAAUGCUGGACAGACUGGGAACAGAUCCUGCUGGGGCCAGGCACCCCCACCUGGCUCCUCUGGCGAGGUGCGGGGAAGACAAAUUGACUCAAAGCACCGCCUCUGCACAGCCUGAGCAGCCCCCUGCCCUCCCCAGCCUCCUCCCUGCCCCACUGCCCCAGCCUCCACCUUGUCAAUAAA